Messenger RNA from Zootoca vivipara (common lizard), 4125 nucleotides. RefSeq names its product adhesion G protein-coupled receptor G5 (gene ADGRG5). Lineage: Eukaryota; Metazoa; Chordata; Lepidosauria; Squamata; Lacertidae. Gene Ontology annotation, cellular component: plasma membrane. Gene Ontology annotation, molecular function: G protein-coupled receptor activity. The record is from RefSeq and is a predicted model, not a curated record. Gene Ontology annotation, biological process: adenylate cyclase-activating G protein-coupled receptor signaling pathway; cell surface receptor signaling pathway.
UUUUUGCAUAGUGAUGUGUCUUUUGAUUGAGCGUUUGAUGUAGAAUUUCCUUUUCCUGCUUCAGAAAGCCAUCUGUAUAGGCCAGGAAAUGUUUUUUUUAAAAAAACCACAUGCUAAUGUACCUUACAGUGAGGCUAACAUGGGAGAAGAACGCCAAGCAAAAGAAACAAAUUAAAAUGAUCGUGGUGGGACCCAACUCUCCUUGAGGACUCUGUUGGACCUCCCAACCAUUUGUGGUGUUUGGGGACCUGCGCUACAUUUCCGGCAAUAUAGAGAUGGGCACUGGAUUUUGCCUUUUUCUCUUUGCAUGUGCAGCUUUUGUGGACCAGAUACCAGGGGCAGCACCCAGUGGGGAAGCAACCAGGCUACCCUUGGAUCUUGGCAUGAAGAGUGAUGUGGAGAAAGCCAUGAGAAUAUUUGAGAGGCACCUGAAAGAAGGAUGUGUCUCCGAAAGGAAGGAGCUGAUGAGAGCCAAAGAAAAUUUGGAGAAGACCCUGCUGCAAACCAGUCUCCUGACAGAGAAUCUCACUGUUGUGCAUGACAAUAUUCAAACAUUAAUAUUCAGGAUAAAUCUUAGUGAUUUCAGAGGACUGAAUAUCAGCAGCGACAGCUUAAUGCGCGAUACCUCAGCGAAGAACCAAACCCGACACGCCAUGCAUUUCCCCGCUGAGCUAGCAAAGAGAGCCCAGGGCACAGCUGUAAAGGAGAUGCGGCUUACCUGUAUUUACCUGAAAACAUCUUGCUUCUUCCAGGACAGAAAGGACCACUCCCUGCUGAAUGAUGACAUCUUAGGGGCCACCCUUGGGAAUAUCAGCAUUACUCAACUCAGUCAACCGGUGGAGAUCAGGUUUUGGCACAACCGCACACUGGCCAAUGCCAGCGUGGCCUGUGUUUUUUGGCUGGAAGGAACAGACGAGGGCAGCAUGGGGAGCUGGAGCCAGGAAGGCUGCACAACUAACAUCAGCUGGGAGGGCAUGGUUCUGUGCCAGUGCAACCACCUCACCUACUUUGCUGUCCUCGUGCAAAUCUCCCCAGCCACUCCGGAUGAAUCUCUGCUGGCUCCUCUGACGUUUAUCACCAAUGUAGGCUGCAGUAUCUCUGCUUUUGCAUGUCUGCUCACUAUCUUUUUCUACAUUUUAUCACGGAAAAUCCAGCAUGAUUCCACAACAAAGAUCCACAUGAACCUUCUGGGAGCCCUCUUCCUUCUCAACGUGUCCUUCCUGGGCAGCAGCUUCCCAGCAUCAGCUAGCCUUUCAUGGCUGUGCACAGCUGCAGCCGCUUUCCUCCAUUACUGUUUGCUCUGCUGCCUGACCUGGAUGGCCAUUGAAGGCUUCCACCUCUACCUGCUCAUCAUCCGAGUCUACAACUCAUACAUCAUGCGCUACCUCCUUAAACUGUGUUCUGUUGGCUGGGGGUUCCCUGGCUUAGCAGUGGCGAUCAUCUUCCUGAGCAACGGCCAAAUUUAUGGCCGUUAUGGUAUCAAAACCAGCUCUGCUCACCACAACAGUACCAUGUGUUGGAUCACUUCUCCCACAGUGCAUUACUUCAACCUGAUUUACUGCACUGGCACCAUAGUCUUCAACAUGGUUGUCUUGACCUUGGUGGUUUGGAAGCUCAGGCAGCUCCGAGCCAGUCCUCGCCAGCGGAAAGAGCAUUCCUGUAAGGACAUGGUGACAGUUCUUGGGCUGACAUGCCUCCUGGGUGCCACCUGGGCGUCGGUUUUCAUCUCCUUCGGGGUGCUCUCGGUCCUGCAGAUCUUCCUGUUCACUGUCCUCAACUCACUUCAAGGGCUUUUCAUCUGCCUCUGGUACUGCACCUUGAGGUCCCAUUCGCAGGACAACAUCUCAACAGGGGGCUCUCGUUCAUCUCGUUCGUCUCAGUGACUGCAGUAUCACAUGACUGGCAAAGCCUCAGGACAAAAGGAUGCCCAGAUUCUGGAAAUUUAUUGGGUGUUGCCUUCCAAAAGGGAAUCUUCAUAGGAGGAGGAAGGAAGGCAAGUAUAUGCAUGUGGUCUAAAUCAGGGAUUGGGAAUCUGUGGCCCUCUAGAUGUUAUUGGACUCCAACUCCCAUGAGCCUCAGCCAGCAUGGCCAAUGGUCAAGGAUGAUGGAACUUGUAGUCUGGAAACAGAGAGCCAGAGUGGUGUAGUGGUCAGUGUGCUGGACAAGGACCUGGGAGAACCAGGGUUCAAAUCUCCACUCAAUCAUGCAGCUCACUGGGUGACCUUGGGUUGAUCACUGCCCCUCAGCCUAACCUACCUCACAGGGUUGUUGUGAGGAGAAAAUGGGGAGGAGAAGUAAGUGCACGACCUUGAACUCCUUGCAGGAAAGGUGAGAUAAAUACAUAAUCAAUCGAUAAAUACCUGGAGGGUCACAGUUUCUCAACCCCUGAUCUAAAUCCUACUUAGCUGCGGGGGACACUUGUCUUGGCCCUCACCGUCAGCUGAAGAACUCAGACUCACAGCUUGGUUUCCACCAAAGAAACUUAAAUCAGAGUGGUACAAAAUCAAGGCAACAGUUGAAAGGUACAGUAGGUGUGCAAAAGGAUUAGAAAUAUGGCUAAGCACACGCUUAAGAUGUUGAUCCAGCAAGUGACAUGGCCCCUGCACCAAGUUUUUGAAGGACGGGAUGCGCACAGUCCUUAGCAUGGCAAACAGAUGGAGUCUCAAGACCAGGCAAAGCAAACAGGCAUUCCUCCAGGUGGCUUGAGCCCGUGGGGCAGAAAUGACACAUCUCUGGUUUAGUGGAUGGAGCAGCGGAGGGUCAGGUACAAAUCCAUCCACAUCCACACUGUGAGAGUAAAAGGAUGGCCAUUGCAUACAGCUGCUAUAAGACACCCAUCUGGAGGCCCCCAUCUCUGCUUCAUGACCUUUUCCCUCUUCAUCCUUCUCUGAAGGGCAAUGAACCUAUGCACAAAUGUCAUCUUUUCCAGCAACACACACUUAUUUGUUGGGGUUGACUCAUGAGUUUGUGCCAUUGCUCAGGCAAGAUGCAUCAGAGGCAUCGAAGCAUUUCAUAUCCUCAGAGCUCCUUCCUGUAAAUUUCUUACCCAAUGAAGUUAGCGUUGACCUUGUUGAAUACAUGCUCCAGUGAGCUAGCAGGAAAUGUCAAAUGGCAGAAGGACGAGAUUCUGAAGGCUGAUACUCUGCAACCUGGUAUGAUGGGGUGCUACUGAAAAAUGGUCAACACAGAAAAAACAAUGUGUUUGUUUGCUGAAUCCCAUAUUGUACUCACCACAUCAGACUUCCACCCUCCCACUUGUAGCGUGCUUCUCUCUCUCUGUCCUACCUGUAUGUAGGAUUUGCAGACAGGCAGCAUCCUUAUAUAGGACUGGAGAGGGUGGCAAGCCUGAGGCCACCUUGGGAGUUCACAGCAAAGGUGAGAUUUGAAUGAAGGAUGUCCUCAUUUGCAGCUCAGUCUGUUAGCCACUGUGUUAGAGCAGCCUUAAUUUUCCAAGUGGAUCUGACAAACCAAGUAACAUUCCACAUUGCAUGACUGUCUGUAGCUCAGAGUCAGAGCACCCACAUUGCAUGCAGAAGGUCCCAGGUUUAAUCCUGGAAUCUCUAGGCAAGGCUGCAAAGGAUCCCCAUCUGAAACCCUGGGGAGCCUUGUCUGACUCUGUAGAAGGCAGAUUCCUAUGUUCCUGUAGGUGUUUCCUGCUUGGCAGGGGGUUGGACUGGGUGGCCCUUGUGGUCUCUUCCAACUCUAUGAUUCUAUGAUUUGCCCACGAUUCCCAAAAAGUAAACUAUCUAGCUGAAGGCUGCACUGCAGAGAUUGUGUAGACAUCAACUCCUGUGUCUACUUUGAGCUGGACAGUUUUCUUAUCUCUGCUUACUUUUAUAUCCAACUUGAUUUCCUUUCAUUCCUUGUCUGCUUUAUUAAUGAUAUCAGCAAAAAUGUUCUUACUUCAUACUUCCAGUAAAGCAAAACGAUUGCUAUGUAAGCUGAUUUAAAAGGACAAACCUAUUUUAGUAACUUCUUGAAAUCUUCUUACAACUUUUGUAAUAUUCCAGUAUAUUUGAGGAAGUAACUCUCAUGCUCGCUGUGUGUCAACUACUGUAUAAAUGUUUUGUACUUUGUACAAUGUUCAGAGCACCAAUGGUACAGGUGUUCAAGGUGACUCUCCUG